Messenger RNA from Symbiodinium necroappetens, 173 nucleotides. The record is from the annotation of a GenBank genome assembly. Lineage: Eukaryota; Dinophyceae; Suessiales; Symbiodiniaceae.
GACAUCCUUGGAAGAUGAGGAGAUUCACUGCUUGCCUGCGAUUGGUCCCAGGUUUCGAGAGGCCAAGGCGAUUCGCCUGGCCGUGGACGAGCCCAUCGCCUCCGAGCGUGGCCUCGAGGGCUUGGUGGCCGAGAAGAACGAGACACACUCCCAAACCUCGACCGACACCGCCG